AUGAGUAGCCCUCGCCGCAGAAUAGAGACAGAUGUCAUGAAGCUCAUGAGCGACUACGAAGUCACACUUGUGAAUGACAAUACAACUCGCAGCGAUUUCCUGACCGAUACUCUCAGGCAAGAGUUCUAUGUUAGGUUCAAAGGACCUGAAGAAACUCCAUUCGAAGGUGGAACAUGGAAGGUCCAUGUCGAGCUGCCCGACACGUACCCUUACAAGUCUCCAAGCAUUGGCUUUGUCAAUCGCAUCUUUCACCCUAACAUUGAUGAGUUCUUCAGGUCUGGCUCAGUGUGCUUGGAUGUCAUUAACCAAACCUGGUCACCCAUGUUCGACAUGAUCAACAUUUUCGAGGUCUUCCUCCCUCAACUCCUUCGAUAUCCCAACCCGACCGAUCCUCUCAACGGAGAAGCAGCAGCUUUGCUUAUAAGGGAACCCAAGAGCUACGAUGCAAAGGUCAAAGAAUAUGUCCAGAAAUACGCCUCUAAGGAAGCCGCGGACGAAGCCGGAGCUGAGAGCGAAGAUGACGACGAGCUAUCUUCAGUCGCUAGUUUUGGAGACGAAGAUGACGAGCCCGCGGGCCAGAUGGAUGAUGUAUAA
Fusarium venenatum is the source of this 594-nucleotide messenger RNA. Lineage: Eukaryota; Fungi; Ascomycota; Sordariomycetes; Hypocreales; Nectriaceae. The record is from RefSeq and is a predicted model, not a curated record.